GUACAGCCAGCAUGGACGCUGUGGCGUUUAACACCUACACAGAGUUCUUCACCCACACUCACUCCAUCUGUCACUUCCUGCAGUCUGAGGCCUGGCAGAGCCGAGCAGAGAACACCAUGCACAGGCUGACAGAGAGUUCAGCGGGUGUAGCAGAGCAGCUGCAGUCCACCAGGCAGAUGGCAGAGGACCUGAUAGAAGCCCAAAGUGCGGCCUUACAGGCACAACAGGAGAUCCUGGACAACGGAGAGGAGCUGAGAGUCACCCUGAGAGACUCAACCCAGGGCCUUAGGUCUAUUUUCUUGGAGCUCAGCAGUGUCUCCAGGGAGCAGCAGGUGGCGCUGUCUGAGCUCUUCAACAGAGUGUCCUUCCUGCAGAGCUUCCUGAUGGUGGAGGCUCACAGUAUGAGCUCCUGUCUGUACAACGCAGCUGCACUCUGCGCCUCCUUCCUCCUCACCUCCACACAGCGCUCCUCUAGAGCCAGGUUGAUGCUGUUGGGUCUGGUCUGCUUAAACUUCUACUUAGAGAGGAAGAUCUACCAGUUUGUGUUGAGCUCUGAUCAUCCUGAACACCAACACAUGGAGCUGGUCAGUGUGUAUGUGAGUGUGUUGCGACAAGUCAUGGUGUUUAUAGGAGUGUGUGUUCUGCUACGAGCGUGUGUUCGGUACCAAGACCCGGUCCAGGAGGUUCUACAGCAGCUCAGAGAAACCCAGAACAGCCUGCAGGAGGCGCUGCAGCACGCAGGUGAGUUCUGCCUGAUCCACAUGGACCAGUACCUGACCCACGUGGACCGGUACCUGAUUCAGAUGGACCAGUGCCUGAUUCAGAUGGACCAGUACCUGACUCAGAUGGACCAGUGCCUGACUCAGAUGGACCGGUACCUGACCCACAUGGACCGGUACCUGAUUCAGAUGGACCAGUGCCUGACUCAGAUGGACCAGUGCCUGACUCAGAUGGACCAGUACCUGAUCCACAUGGACCAGUACCUGAUUCAGAUAGACCAGUACCCAUCUCACAUCUCUGAUUAG
This is a messenger RNA of Sphaeramia orbicularis (orbiculate cardinalfish), 1025 nucleotides long. RefSeq lists its product as uncharacterized. Bases 12 to 1025 code for a protein of 337 amino acids. The record is from RefSeq and is a predicted model, not a curated record. NCBI's taxonomy places the organism in Eukaryota, Metazoa, Chordata, Actinopteri, Kurtiformes, Apogonidae. The transcript has 5 exons.